UUUUAGCUUCUGGUCGGACGUGCGCCGCCAGUUAAACCUUUUAGAUCCCAGUUCAUCGGGAGAUUUUUUUAUUAAUUAAUUAUUUUUUUUAAAAGAAGAAACGCGAAGAUGAACAUUUUAAAAAUCGGAUGAAAAACAAUCGGAUCUUCAGUUUCCGCCGGAACUAUUUUCAGCGUCUCCUCGUCGUCCCCGUGGCCUCGCCAGCGUCAUGGUGGACGUUGCCGUGAAGAGCAGCGCCGCGUGGACCUGUCGGGGACGUCGGUUGUCCGACGUGCUGCUUCCUGUUCACAUCGGUGACGAAGAGGAGCUCGGCCAGCCAGAAGGAGACGAGACCAACUGGGGCGGCCCGGUGCUGCUGGAGCAGACGGAGGACGGGUCUCCUUGCCUCCUGACGCUCCGCUGCGCCUCCUGCUCGCCCGCGGCCAUCAGCCGCCUGCUGGUCGUCAGCGAGGCUCGAACAAUGGAGGCGUACGACCAGACGGGUGAAUACUGCGGUACCGUGCGCGGGGAGAGGAGUGACGGCGUGCAGCCAGACAGUUCAGACAGAGGGCCUUUCUACAGGAAACAGCUGAUCCUGGAGCAUCCGUCCUCCGCCUGCGAAGUGAAGCUGCUCUCGCUGGGCGGUAGAAGCAGCGUGUUGGUGUGCCGAGUCGUCGUGGGCCUCCAGGCGCUGCAGCCCGCCGCGGCUCGCGGCCCCGGCAUCGACAUGCAGCAGGUGCAGUGUCUGGUGGAGGAGAUGGGCACGAGCCUCUCGCCGGGAGCCCGGAACCUCAUGGACAUGGUGCACUUCCAGCAGAAGAACCAGACCGGCUCUCUCGGGGGCUUCCUGCCUCUCCUGAUGGGCGGUGGCGUUCUCUCUGCCCUGGCUCAGGGAGCCAACGUCACCCAGCCGCAGCCUGCAGACUCCAGGAGUGUGUUUCCACCGGCGCAGAACGGCUCCUCCUCCUCCUCCUCCUCCUCCUCCUCCUCAGACCUGCUGGUUUCUGCUGUCAACACCGAGAUUAUAGCGGGCAGCGAGAGCGGCGCCCAGCUGGCGGAGAUGAUGUCCCGCCUCCUGAGAGGUCACGGCCAGGCGGCGACCUCCGGCCCGGAGCUGCUGCCCGUGCUCCAGAGCCUCUGUGGUCAGGUGACCAAGCUGAGACUGGACGACGCCACGGAGAAGGAGAGGGAGUUGGACUCGGCCAUGGAGCGCCGUCUGGAGGAGAUGGAGAGGAGGCUGAAGGAGCACGUGGACCGCCGCCUGGACGCUCUGGAGCAGAAGCUGGAGAAGGCCCUGCUCGGCGCCCUGCAGCAGGAGGGGGGCGGCUCGGCUCCCCCGGGACCCUUUGAGCAGACCGGCCCCACAGCAGCCACGCCCUGAGGCCAGAACACCUCAAACCUUCACUGGACCUCAGUGUCAGAGGGAAAGCAGAGCGGCACGCCCACAAUAACAGAAAUACAAGAGAAAAGAGGGCUGAAAUGGGAAAUAUUAAUCAAAUAACACAACUAUUGCAAUAUGCUGUGUAUUCAAGUGUCCUGCUGCCAAAGAAGAAGUUUGUUUGUCUUGUGUUUGUGGGGCAAUAACAAGUGAAUGCUCCACUGGCCAGAUUGGGUUUCGUGGCUGCAAUGCAUCCUGGGAAAGUUUAGCCACAUGAAGGGGAGAAAGAGAAAAAAAAAAAGUACCUGGAAAUACAUCACCAACAACCCGGCUGAAACCAAGCGGGACCUUUUUCAAACUAUUAAAAUGAAGUAAAACGGAGCAUAUGAUCGCAUCCAUAACAUCAUAAUGAUUUACAUGCAACAGAACACUUAUUUAUUCACAUUGUGAUGUGCAUGUAAACAAGUUGUCCUCCAGUUAAUACCAACACGUUCUGUAACUGCACUGAUCUGUCGGUGGAAAAUAUGUGCUUGUGUAUGUAUGUAUAUAUAUAUAUAUAUAUAUAUACAUGUGUGUGUAUAUAUAUAUAUAUAUUAUACAUACAUAUACACAAUGUGUAACUGAUUAAUAUGUUUUAAUACGACACGGUAAUGUUUGACAUAACUUACAUGUCGACACUGUAAACUACUAAAAGAACAGUUUUCACCUGUGAUGUUGAUUGUU
This is a messenger RNA of Cyclopterus lumpus (lumpfish), 2080 nucleotides long. It is a transcript of the gene c19h10orf88, whose product is annotated as chromosome 19 C10orf88 homolog. The record is from RefSeq and is a predicted model, not a curated record. The transcript is spliced from 9 exons. The coding region runs from base 209 to 1360 and encodes 383 amino acids. NCBI's taxonomy places the organism in Eukaryota, Metazoa, Chordata, Actinopteri, Perciformes, Cyclopteridae.